Messenger RNA from Hirsutella rhossiliensis, 1257 nucleotides. RefSeq lists its product as uncharacterized. NCBI's taxonomy places the organism in Eukaryota, Fungi, Ascomycota, Sordariomycetes, Hypocreales, Ophiocordycipitaceae. The transcript has a single exon. The coding region runs from base 1 to 1257 and encodes 418 amino acids. Gene Ontology annotation, cellular component: membrane. The record is from RefSeq and is a predicted model, not a curated record. Gene Ontology annotation, molecular function: transmembrane transporter activity. Gene Ontology annotation, biological process: transmembrane transport.
AUGCCCUACGCGUGGCUGGCCGAGGCCAUCGACAACCGCAAGCUGCUGCUCGCCGGGUUCAUCAGCUCGACCGUCUCCGUCGUAUACUUCUUUGGGAUCUGCCGACUUCCCGUGGGUAUCGUGCGCCUAGAGCUGGUUGUCUGCUUUCGCGUCCUUGAAUGCAUCGGCGGCGGCACGACGAUGGCCUACAUCCUGCUUUAUUCCAGCCUGGCCAGGAAGAACCCCGUGGAGUCCCGCACCUUGGUCAUCUACAUCGCAGGUGCGGUCCUCCUGCUCGCGCGAGCCGGUGCCAUGGUGCUGGUCGGCCUGCUUCUGCAGGGGAACGCACCGAGCAUAGGGCCCAUAACCAUCCUUGUCUAUUUGACCAAUAUCCCCGUCCUUCUCUCGGGCGGGUCGUCCCGCCCCGCGAUCGCAAUGGGUCAGGGCCAGAGCUUGUGCGGAGACGCUGCCGAUGCGGAUGGCGGUGUCGCGCCUCUCGACGCGGCUGACGCCGCCUCGGAUGUCUCGUCUGUCACCGGCCUUGACCUAGACGGGCCUGGCGGCGACGACGACGGGUCCGUCUACAUCGAGCCGCCCUCCAGGAAAGGCAUCCUACUUCACAUCAAACACAUCCUCCUCACAGCUUACAACGAGUACCUCGGCCGCGCCGUCUUACGCACGGGUCUCUUCGUCUGCGCUACAAAGAUCGUCGCCCUGGAUGUGCAGUUCAUCCAGCCGCAGUGGUCCGUCAAGAAGUUCGACUGGAACUUCACGGCGACCUCGUACGUCAACGCCUAUGCCACGCUGAUAUGCAUGGUCGUACUUGUCUGCCUCCCGUUCUUGUCGGCGUCUCUGAGCGACCGCCUGGACAGCCCGCAGAGGACAGACAUCCUGAUCUUCCGCCUAAGUCUCUUCUUUAGGAUCGCCGGGACCGUCGCCAUGGGACUGGCACCGACGAAGCUGUCAUUCCUCGCCGCCGUUGGCGUGCAGGCGCUGUCUGCCGGCGCGUAUGAUGCUUUCAAGUCGCUCGUGACCAGCUUCAGUUCCGCUGCGCACGUUACCGAGCUAUACGCCGUCAUAAGCCUGAUCGAGACCUUGGCCCACAUGUUGUCUUGUCAGCUGUGGGCCAGCCUCUUGGUCCUGUCUCUGGGCCUGGAUCGCUCGAGAAUGGGCCUGCCGUUCUGGGUUAGUGGUUUUCUCAGCCUUCUCGCGCUUGCCACGUUCCAGGUGAUGGUCAGUCAAGCAACAGAGUUUCUGGCUCCUCGCUGCAUUGAAUAA